AUGGCAGAUUUUUUGAAAGAACUGCCAGUCUACAACAAAAGCAAUUUUAGUCCAUUUCCUGCCAACUCAGUGUGUAAAGCCUCCAAUCGACGCCCUUCAGUCUACCUGUCCAUGCACAAGUACCCAUCUGAACAGAUCAUUGUGACAGAAAAAACAAACAUCCUUUUGCGCUACCUACAUCAGCAAUGGGACAAAAAGAAUGCUGCCAAGAAGAGAGACCAGGAGCAAGUGGACCUCAAGGGCGAGAGCUCAGCACCUCCCUGCAAGGUCACACGGACAGACAGCCCAGACAUGCAUGAGGACACUUAA
This is a messenger RNA of Eptesicus fuscus (big brown bat), 309 nucleotides long. Its product is annotated as DET1- and DDB1-associated protein 1-like. NCBI's taxonomy places the organism in Eukaryota, Metazoa, Chordata, Mammalia, Chiroptera, Vespertilionidae. The transcript has a single exon. Gene Ontology annotation, biological process: positive regulation of proteasomal ubiquitin-dependent protein catabolic process. The coding region runs from base 1 to 309 and encodes 102 amino acids. Gene Ontology annotation, cellular component: Cul4-RING E3 ubiquitin ligase complex. The record is from RefSeq and is a predicted model, not a curated record.